This is a messenger RNA of Mytilinidion resinicola, 567 nucleotides long. RefSeq lists its product as uncharacterized. NCBI's taxonomy places the organism in Eukaryota, Fungi, Ascomycota, Dothideomycetes, Mytilinidiales, Mytilinidiaceae. The record is from RefSeq and is a predicted model, not a curated record. Gene Ontology annotation, biological process: iron ion transport; intracellular iron ion homeostasis; copper ion import. The coding region runs from base 1 to 567 and encodes 188 amino acids. The transcript has 7 exons. Gene Ontology annotation, cellular component: plasma membrane. Gene Ontology annotation, molecular function: ferric-chelate reductase activity.
AUGCCUACCUUUGUAUUCCAGAAUAACUUUGAUAACAAUUCCAAGAUAAGAGCUAUUAUCGAGGGACCUACCGUGCUCUUAUUUGCUACUAGUAUAGGGAUUGCUGGCCAGUUGCCCUAUAUUGAAAAGCUUUUAAAGGGAUACUAUAACUGCAAAGUAAAGAUAAGACGGAUAGCUCUCUUCUGGGAAGUAGAGUCUGAAUUACAAACCGCUUGGGUCGCCGAUAGGAUGCAACAUCUGCUAAAGGAACAAGAUACUGGGCGUAUCCUUAACAUCCGCCUUUUCGUGCGGGGGAAUUUCCUCUCGAAAGAAACACGGAGAGGAGAUUAUAAGCAAAUCGGAGAGCGCAUCGAUAUUACCUAUAAUGCUAUAAAUGCUAAGGAGCUAAUUAGAGCUGAGUUUAAAAUCCGAAAGGGCCUUACUGUAGUCUCUCUGUGUACGAAUGAUGAAGUAGGUGACAAACUUCGCGAGAUAGUUCGAAGCAUGUUGGAUGACACUAUCUACCUAAAGAAGUUGGACUUUCGUCCCAUAUUAAGUGAAAAGAAUCUUGUUCCUAGUGCUAUCUAA